CGGCCAGAUUGCCUUGAUUUGGUAUAGAUGUGGCAGGGGUUUGGGAUCCGUCCGAGCCUUUGCGCAAGCACAGCAGACUUCAUUCUGCUCAUCUAUCCGGAUUCAGCCCGAUAGUUUUAGCAUGGCCACACUAUAAUGUGCGCAAUGCGGCGAGGAUCUCCCGAAGCAGACAUCGAUUGUAUACAAAAAGCCGCCCAGUGGGUCAGCAUCCUGGCACACGCCGAAUGCGACAGUUGUCUCAGUGCGAUCGCAGCUCGAAGCAUUGAGGGGUAGUGAUGUGCCCAGUAGAAGCAUAAAUCCAGCAUCGGCCCUCCAAUGGUCACUCCGAACCAGCGUUCUCAUAUCCCUUGGAUUCUGCGCCAUGACCACAGAUAACGAGCACAAUGUUUAUUUUGGGCCAGAUGCCCUCAAAAAGUACUUCGAUCCUGACUGUCAACCUCCUUUACCACUUGUGGAACUACCACAGCAGCUGAAUCCUUAUCAUCAGGAUGGGGUGCGCAUCUAUGCAAAGAUGAUGACCAUGCACCCUGCAAACAAUGUCAAGGCGCUACCAGCCAUGAAUAUGCUCGAGUCAGGCGUAGUACCUGGACAGACCAAAUCGAUAGUCGAGUAUAGUUCAGGCUCGACAGUUAUCUCCAUGUCAAUGGUCGCGCGCGUGAUGCAUGGAAUUGACGACACCCGAGCGUAUCUCAGUAACAAGACCAGCGAAGCCAAACUCAAACUGAUGCAGUUCUUCGGGCUGAACAUCACCUUGUUCGGCGGUCCAUCCCAGCCCGACCCGUAUGACGAACGGGGAGGUAUUCAAACCGCCCGAGCCAAAGGCAUGCAGUCGGACCAUACUCUGAACCCCAAUCAGUACGAGAACCACGACAAUUGGGGGGCGCACGUUCGCUGGACCGGGCCGCAGAUCUUCAGGCAGCUCCCCGAGAUCAACGUCCUGUGUGCUGGCAUGGGCACCUCGGGAACCAUGACGGGAUUGGGAACCUAUUUCAAGAAGAUUAAACCGUCUGUGUUGCGGCUGGGGGUCUGCACUGCGCCAGGGGACCGAGUCCCCGGGCCUCGGUCGUUCGCCCUGAUGAAGCCCGUGGAAUUUCCCUGGAAAGCCGCAGUAGAUGUGAUCGAGGAGGUCACUUCCGUGGACUCCUUUUCGCUGUCACUGGACCUGUGCCGUCAGGGGAUAGUUUGUGGCCCCUCAUCCGGCUUCAAUCUGAAAGGUCUGUUUCAGAUGCUCGACAAGUCCAAGCACGCGGGCACCUUGCCGCAGCUGGCGGGACCUGAUGGCUUUAUCCACUGUGUAUUUUUGUGCUGUGACCUGCCAUACCAAUACAUUGGGGAGUACUUUGAGAAGUUGGAACCCGGAAGAUUUCACCCAAUCCAGAACGAGAGACUCAUGCAGGUUGAUCUACAUCGCUAUGACGAGAGCUGGGAAAGAAGUCCCGUCGUCUUAUUCACACACUUUUAUGACGCCCCAAAGUCCUUAUCCCGGAGCCUUCUGAACGAUAUCACCCUGCGACCUGCGUGCUGUAUCCUGGACCUGCGAACGGACGUCGAUUUCAAUUCAUGGCAUCUCCCAGGAUCCGUCAAUGUUCCCUUGAACGGACUUGGCGCGCAUACAGCCAAGCCAUUCUUCAACCCGGAGGUGUUGGAGGCACUGUGGCUAGAGAUGGAGACGCUCUUCACCGAUGACAGCAAGCUCGCACAGCUGGAAGCCCAUUAUGUGCUAGUGAUCUGUUACAACGGGGACACGGCUCGUGUGGCCACUAGUGUAUUGCGGGCCAAAGGAGUCCAGGCGGAUAGUCUCCGAGGAGGGUACCAGGCUUUGAAAGAUAACGGACUUUGGGGACAGGAUCAUGCACUUGGCACUAGGCCGGAUUGGGAUGAGCAUAUGCAAACGAACAACAAUUGA
Molecule: messenger RNA, 1906 nt
Organism: Aspergillus homomorphus CBS 101889
Lineage: Eukaryota; Fungi; Ascomycota; Eurotiomycetes; Eurotiales; Aspergillaceae
Product: putative cysteine synthase B
Exons: 4
Coding region: 362-1906 (514 amino acids)
Cellular component (GO): cytoplasm
Molecular function (GO): cysteine synthase activity; cystathionine beta-synthase activity
Source: RefSeq, a predicted model, not a curated record